Drechmeria coniospora is the source of this 1443-nucleotide messenger RNA. RefSeq names its product histidinol-phosphate aminotransferase. The transcript has 2 exons. Gene Ontology annotation, molecular function: L-histidinol-phosphate:2-oxoglutarate transaminase activity; pyridoxal phosphate binding. Gene Ontology annotation, biological process: L-histidine biosynthetic process. The record is from RefSeq and is a predicted model, not a curated record. Lineage: Eukaryota; Fungi; Ascomycota; Sordariomycetes; Hypocreales; Ophiocordycipitaceae. Bases 1 to 1443 code for a protein of 480 amino acids.
AUGCCUGCUUUCAAACUCGAAACCUGCGCGCGGCCCAACAUUAUCGCCCUGCAGCCCUACCGCUGUGCGAGAGACGACUACAAAGACGACGGCUCAAAUGUCCUCCUCGACGCCAACGAAAACGCCUACGGGCCUUCCCUCGCCCCGGCCGAUGCCGCCGCCGCCGCCUCCUCCCUAGCCGGCUUCGACCCUCUCGGCCUGCACCGCUACCCCGACCCUCACCAGCACGACCUCAAGCAGCAGCUCUGCACGCUGCGCAACACCCACCACCACACGGAGCGCACCAUCACCCCCGACAACCUCUUCGUCGGCGUCGGCAGCGACGAGGCCAUCGACGCCCUGCUGCGCUGCUUCUGCGUCCCCGGUAGGGACCGCAUCCUCACCUGCCCGCCCACCUACGGCAUGUACGCCGUCUCGGCCCAGGUCAACGACGUGGCCACCGUCAAGGUGCCGCUGCGGCCGGCCCCCGACUUCGCCCUCGACGUGCCUGCCAUCACCGCCGAGCUCACGCGCACCCCCGACGUCAAGAUCGUCUAUCUGUGCUCCCCGGGCAACCCGACCGGCUCGCUGCUCGCCAAGGCCGACGUCGAGCAGAUUCUCGCUCACCCGACCUGGAACGGCAUCGUCGUCCUCGACGAAGCCUACAUUGACUUUGCGCCCGAGACGGCCUCCCUCGCCGAGCUCGUCGCCGACCACCCCAACCUCGUCGUCAUGCAGACGCUGUCCAAGGCCUUUGGCAUGGCCGGCAUCCGCCUCGGCGCCGCCUUUGCCUCGGCGCCCGUCGCCCGCCUGCUCAACUCGCUCAAGGCGCCCUACAACAUCUCGAGCCCGACGAGCGCGCUGGCUUCCUGCGCCCUCGCGGGCAAGGGCCUCGCCGUCAUGCGCCAGAACCGUUCGCACCUCGCGGCCCAGAGGGACCGCAUGCUGCGCGAGCUGCCCAACGUGCCGGGCGUCGGCCGCCUGCGCGGUGGCACCGACGCCAACUUUCUGCUCUUUGAAAUUCUCAACGCCCAGGGCGCACCCGACAACGCCAUCGCGCUGGCCGUCUACGAGGGCCUCGCCGAGAUCGAGGGCGUCGUCGUCCGUUUCCGCGGCCGCGAGCACGGUUGCCACGGCUGCCUUCGCAUCACCGUCGGCACCGAGGAAGAGGUCACGCGCCUGCUGGCGUCUUUGCGCCAACAGCUCGCCGACGUGAGGCAAGCGUUGGCUCACGACACCAACGGCGCCAACGGCACCAACGGCACCAACGGCACGAAUGGCACGAAUGGCACGAAUGGCACGAAUGGCACGAAUGGCACGAAUGGCACGAAGGGCACGAAGGGCACAAAUGGCACGAAUGGCACGAAGGGCACAAAUGGCACGAAUGGCACGAAUGACACGAAUGGCACGAAUGGCACCAACGGCUCUGACGGUUCCAACGGCACCAACGGCGGCGUCGCAUGA